Messenger RNA from Ahaetulla prasina, 2118 nucleotides. Its product is annotated as fibropellin-3-like. Gene Ontology annotation, molecular function: calcium ion binding. NCBI's taxonomy places the organism in Eukaryota, Metazoa, Chordata, Lepidosauria, Squamata, Colubridae. Bases 1 to 1149 code for a protein of 382 amino acids. Gene Ontology annotation, biological process: establishment or maintenance of epithelial cell apical/basal polarity; heterophilic cell-cell adhesion. The record is from RefSeq and is a predicted model, not a curated record. The transcript has 4 exons. Gene Ontology annotation, cellular component: protein-containing complex; plasma membrane.
AUGGGUCCUCAAACGACGGCCCGCGAGCUGCAUGUGGCUGCCGAAGCCAUUAAUCCUGCCCAUGCAGGACCACGAAUCUGCUCUGCUACCACAUCGCCCCGCCCGCCCUUUGGCCGAACGCAGGAUUUACCUUCGCAAGUCCAGCGGACUGGAACUGAAAGACUUCUGCAUGUUUUCUUCCAGUGGGAAUCCAUGAAAUCAAUGGCUUGGCACCAGCGGGGCUGCAUCAGAGUGAUCCAGGCCAGGUUUUUCUUGCGGUACGGGAUUGAGUGGACGUCUAACCCUCUCGCUUUUUUUUUUUUUUUGUCUCCAGGACAAGCAACUUCAGAACCAGCCAACUUUUGCUCCUCAGCUCCAUGUAAGAAUGGAGGGACCUGCAGAGACCUGGAAAGUGGCUACCAGUGCUUCUGCGCCCAGAACCCCGUAGCUUACGUUGGAAGAGACUGUGAGUCGCCAGCUGAGCCAUGCGAUGGACAUCCUUGUCCACCCGAGUGGAGUUGCAGUGGGACACCUGGAUACCUGAAUUACACUUGCCACUGUGGAUCAAGCUUGGCAGAUGCCUCCUGUCGAUCUCAAGGGGAUGAGUGCAAGGCUAACCCUUGCCCUUGGCCUGGUUUUGAGUGUGUCAGUCUCCAGGAUGGGUACGCUUGUCACUGCCCGAGUGGGAACCAUUGUCUACCGAGCUCUUCCAUUUGUUCAAGUCAACUUUGCAACAACGGCACCUGUCUUGAGAACGGCGGGACGUACACGUGCCAGUGCCCGGCUGGCUACACUGGUACCCACUGCGAGGAGGAGGUCGACGAGUGCGCCUCCAACCCCUGCCAGAAUGGAGCCAUCUGUCUUGACCGCGUCAACGAAUACAGUUGCUUUUGCGUGCCUGGCUUUCAGGGCUACCGCUGCGAAAUUGACAUCAACGAGUGCGCCUCCCAACCUUGCCAACACAACGGCACCUGCCUCAACGAGAUAGACCAUUACGUUUGCCAGUGUCUGCCCGGCUACACAGGUAACUGUGGACGUCUCACCUUUCUCAGAUUCUGGGAGGUGGCCUUCGGUGAUUCGCCAGCCUCCCAUCAAUAUUUUUCAGUUGCCAUCCAUCUCUUAAUUGGGGAUGACCAAAUUGCAGAACAGCCAUGCUGGGGUGGUGGUUAGAAUGCGGCAUUGCAGGCUAAUUCUGCCGGCUGCCAGCAGUUUGAUUCUCACCAGCUGAAGGUUGACUCAGCCUUCCGUCUUUCCGAGGUCAGUAAAAUGAGGACCCAGAUUGUUGGGGGCAAGAAGCUGAUGCUGUAAAAGCUUAGAGAGGGCUGCCAAGCCCUAUGGAGAGGUAUAUAAGUGCUAUUGCUGUCUGUCUGUCUGUCUGUCUAUCUAUCUAUCUAUCUUUCUAGCUAGCUAGCUAGCUAGCUAUUUAGCUAUCAAUCUGUCUAAUCUCUAUAUCUAUCUAAGACCUGUGGUGGCUCAGUGGUUAGAAUGCAGUAUUGCGGGCUAAUUCUGCUGACUGCUAGCAGUUCGACUCUCACCGGCUCCAGGGGGACUCAGACUUCCAUCCUUCCAAGGUCAGUAAAAUGAGGACCCAAAUUGUUGAGGACAACACACUGACACUGUAAACUGUAAAUCGCUUAGCAGGGGCUGUAGAGUACUAUGAAGCAGUAUAUAAGUCUAAGUGCUCUUGCUAUCUAUCUCUAUGUCUGUCUGUCUGUCUGUCCCUCCAUCCAUCAUCCCACUAUCUAUCUAUCUAUCUAUCUAUCUAUCUAUCUAUCUAUCUAUCUAUCUAUCUAUCUAUCUAUCAUCUAUCUAUCUAUCUAUCUAUCUAUCUAUCUAUCUAUCUAUCUAUCUAUCUAUCUAUCUAUCUAUCUAUCUAUCCUCUAUAUCUAAGAGCUGUAGUGGCACAGUGGUGAGAAUGCAGCAUUGCAGGCUAAAUCUGCCGAUUGCCAGCAGUUCGACCCUCACCAACUCAAGGUUGAUUCGACCUUCCAUCCUUCCGAGGUUGGUAAAAUGAGGACUCAGAUUGUUCGGGGCAAUAUGCUGACACUGUAAACUAUAAACUGCUUAGUGGGGGCUGUAGAGUAUUAUGAAGUGGUAUAUAAGUCUAAGCGCUAUUGCUAUCUCUCUAUCUGUCCAUUG